Messenger RNA from Dromaius novaehollandiae (emu), 1269 nucleotides. It is a transcript of the gene C8H1orf52, whose product is annotated as chromosome 8 C1orf52 homolog. NCBI's taxonomy places the organism in Eukaryota, Metazoa, Chordata, Aves, Casuariiformes, Dromaiidae. The coding region runs from base 222 to 788 and encodes 188 amino acids. The transcript has 3 exons. The record is from RefSeq and is a predicted model, not a curated record.
GAUCCGGGGCGCUGCGGGGCUCUGCCCUUCGCGGCUGCGGACGCCCCUUCCCGGGGGCCGGCCUGAGCCCGGGGCCGGGAGCGCUGCCGGGCCGCUCAUCCCGCGAGGGCUCGGGAAGCCCCGGCGCCGGCGCGGCCCCGCGGCGCAGGCCGGAACGCCGGGCGCGGGCGGCGGUUUCCGCGCGGCCGGUGUCCCCGCGGCGCGGCUCGGCGCGGCCCGGCAUGGCGGCGGAGGGGAGGGACCCGCUGGGCUACUUCGCGGCCUACGGCAGCGGCAGCUCCAGCUCCAGCUCCGACUCGGAGGGCGACGAGCCCGGCGGCGGGGAGCGCCAGGCGGGGGGCGGCGGCGCGGCGGCGGGGGGCAGCCCGGGCCGCCGGCCGCGCCUGCCGCCGCCCGACGAGCUCUUCCGGCGGGUGUCGCAGCCGCCCGCCUUCCUCUACAACCCGCUCAACAAGCAGAUCGACUGGGAGAGCCGCGUCCUCCGCGCCCCCGAGGAGCCCCCCAAGGAGUUCAAGGCGUGGAAGAACAGCGCGGUGCCGCCGCCGGCCGCGUACGGCCUGCCCGAGAGGAGGCCGCCGCCGCCGCCCGCCCUCGACAUGGCCAUCAAGUGGUCCAACAUGUACGAGGACAACGGCGACGACGCGCCGCGGCCCGGCGGGCGCGCCCGCUUCCUGCCCGACGACGAGCAGCGGCGCCUGGAGCCAGAUGAUGAAAAAGAUGAUGAGCCAGCUUCUGCUAAGAAACGUAAGCUAGACUCUGGGGAGCAGACAAAGAGGAAGAAGCUAUAAGCAGGGCAUGCUGCGUUUGGCCAAAAUGAGAGUUUCAGUGAACUUGGAUUCCGCUGCUGGAAUGGGAGACAAAUACAUGUUUACCACAUUUCUCUCUCCUGUUGGGUAGGGAAUUUUAUUUCUGUAGUAUGCUUGCUUUUUGGAAAGCACAAAAUUAAAUGGACAGUGUUGUGAUAGAACCUGGUCUACUGAAAAAAAACCUUAAACUUGUUUAUUUAAAAAAGGUCUCUUAAAACAUUGCGAUGGAUACUUGUGCUCAUGCAGGUUAUAGGGCUUCGUGGUAUUUUCUUUAUCAACAAACCUGGUAACUUGUGGUAUGAGCUUUUCUUGACUGACUUUCCCAUUGUGUCAAACCUUUUAUAAAGGAGCAUAUAAUAAAAAUUCUUUAAGUAUUGUACUGUGAUAUGUUUGAAUAAUGCUGUUUUGAAAUUUAUGUAAAGACUGUAGAUACAUCACUGGAAUAAAAUUACAUUUGAAAACA